Messenger RNA from Pollicipes pollicipes, 2334 nucleotides. RefSeq names its product zinc finger protein 2. The coding region runs from base 17 to 1879 and encodes 620 amino acids. The transcript is spliced from 6 exons. Gene Ontology annotation, molecular function: RNA polymerase II cis-regulatory region sequence-specific DNA binding; DNA-binding transcription factor activity. Gene Ontology annotation, biological process: regulation of transcription by RNA polymerase II. The record is from RefSeq and is a predicted model, not a curated record. Lineage: Eukaryota; Metazoa; Arthropoda; Thecostraca; Pollicipedomorpha; Pollicipedidae.
CAGCGGUGCCCGCUGCAUGGUGUGCCGCGCCGCCCUGGCCGGCCUGGCCGGCGGCUGGUCUGUGCAGAGCUGCUACACCAAGCACGGCCAGCAGGUGUUCCUUACCCUGCUGAUGGACAUCCUGCUGCCUGGCGGAGACGUGGCCAGGGUGUCCGGCUGUGACGACCGCGUCUGCGAUGGCUGCGCCUCGCUCCUGAACGAGGUGGACGAGUGCAGCCACAAGCUGCGCGCCGCUCGCCAGCAGAUCCGCGACAAGUACAAGAUGGCCGCGCUGGCCGCCGGCGACGCCGCCAUGGCCCACCAGGUGGUGGCCGCGGCAGCCAGGGACGUCAGCGGCCAGAAGCACGAGGUCGCCCUACUGGAGGAGACGGAUCUCAUGGAGCAGGUCGCUGGGAGCUCACCUGUUCAAGAGUCUCCUGCUAAGGCAGACGAGUUGCAGCCGGUGGAGGAGGCGUCUAGCGCCUCGCUGCGCCGAGCGACACUGCGCUGUCCUACCUGUCCGCGCCGGCUCAGGACGCCCGCUCUGCUGGCCAGCCACGCGGCCAAGUGCCGACCACCGGCCGUCGCCGACGUCGCCGACGUCGCCGCCGACGUGGCGGGCGGCGCCAUCCCGGCCGACGUCGAGCCCCAGCUGUCCUGCCACUGCGGCGAGCAGUUCGGCACCGCCGCCCAGCUGACGCUGCACAAGCGCACGCGCCACUGGGACGCCACCAAGUACCUCUGCGACGUUUGUAACGUACAGCUGAAGAAUCCGCGAGCGUUCGUCGAGCACAUGCGCAAGCACGGCGAGACGCGGCCGUUCCGGUGCGACGAGUGCGACAAGCGCUUCACGCUGGCCAGCAGCCUGCGCACGCACCGGCGCUUGCACACCGGCGACAAGCCGUACCAGUGCGAGCUGUGUGGCCGAGCCUUCUCGCAGCACACCUCGCUGCAGAGCCACCGGCGCACGCACACCAACCAGCGGCCGCACGCCUGCGACGAGUGCGACCGCACCUUCCGCGAGACGCACGCGCUCAAGAAGCACAAGCUGAUCCACUCGGGUGAGAAGCCGUACCGCUGCGAGCUCUGCGACCAGCGCUUCCGGCAGAAGGGCGUGCUGCAGCGGCACAUACGCACGCACACGGGCGAGCGGCCGUACCGCUGCGACCAGUGCGACGGCGCGUUCAUCGAUUCUGGCGCGCUCAAGAUGCACAAGAUCCAGCACACGGGCCAGAAGCCGUUCUACUGUGAGCACUGCGGCAAGGGCUUUUCCGACUCGUUCUGGUUCAACAAGCACAAAAUGUACCACAGCGGCGAGCGGCCUUUCCAGUGCGACGUCUGCCCCAAGGCGUUCACGGACGCACGCAUCCUGCGCCACCACAAGAAGCUGCACUCAGGCGACCGGCCCUACAUCUGCUACGUGUGUGGCGCGCGCUUCAGCAACUCGUCCCACCUGACGCGUCACAACCACAUCCACACUGGCGCCAAGCCGUUCGGGUGCGACGUGUGUCGACAGACGUUCCGCGACAAGUCGACGCUGAAGCGACACCUGAAGACGCACAGUUGUCGCAAGACGCUCAGCUGUCCCGACUGCGCGCGCACCUUCCCGCGGCGCGACGCGCUGUUGGCGCACCGCCGCGAGCCGUGUGUGGAUGCGCUGGCGCUGGCCGUGAGCGCCGCCGGGCCGCCGGGCUUCACGCACUCCGAGAAGCCGCUCUACAGCCUGAAGCCGCUGCAGCCGGAGCUGCCCCAGCAGCAGCAGCAGCCCCAGCCCCAGCAGCAGCCCCAGCAGCCUCAGCAGCAGCAGCAGGAACACCAGCAGCAGCCCCACCAGCAGCAGCAGCAGCAGCAGCAGCAGCAGCAGCAGCCUCCACAGCAGCACAUGAUGCAACAGUACUAGCAGCCGCACCCGGGGGUGGCACAGCUGUGGAGUGGCGAGGCGGGACGGCGUGCUGCUGCCGUCGGCGGACGGGUGGCACAGCUGUGGAGUGGCGAGGCGGGACGGCGUGCUGCUGCCGUCGGCGGACGGGUGGCGGCACCUCCGUGCCACCCUGUCAUCAUCAGUCAUGCGUGCAGCUACAGAAGCUCGCCGAAUUCUUACCCCAGCAUGGUGGCCGCGACGUUUAAGUGUGGUCAACGUAUCGGCACGCGCCGGCUGGUCGUUGAUCUGAUGUUUUUAUACAGGCAUGCGUCGCAACUGUUGACAAGACGUCUUUUGGUAGUGUGAAUCCUUUACUCCCAUCUUUCGUCUCGUAGUUGCCCUCAGUCGUGCGUUUUGCGAUGUUUGUUUUUUCCGCGGGCGCUGCAGACAUAUUAUUGAGCAUCGUUUUUCAAUAACACAGCAGCGUUGACAUU